AUGGCGACGAACGACGAACUACAAGCAGCAAUUCUUCAGAUGUCCAAACUUCUCCAACUGUUGGCUGUUCCACAAGCAACGAACCCAGAGCAAGUUCUGGAAUCACUUUCAACCAACAUCAGCGAGUUCAGUUUCGAUCCGGAGAACGGCACCACUUUCGACAAAUGGUUUGCCCGUUACUCGGAUUUGUUCGAAAGUGACGCACGAAGUCUGGAUGAUGCAGCAAAGGUUCGGCUCCUGCUCCGGAAGUUGGACACUUCAUCACAUAGUCGUUACGUGAAUUAUAUCCUUCCGAAGCUACCGAAAGACGUCACGUUUGCCGACACUAUCAAGACGCUAUCAAAAGUCUUCGGUAGACAGACUUCUGUAUUCCACAAGCGCUACCAAUGUCUGCAGCUGGUGAAAACUGAGACGGACGACAUUAUCAGCUAUGGAGGCAAGGUCAACAGGGCAUGUGAAGAGUUCGAGUUUCAAGACUUGAAAAUCGAUCAAUUCAAGUGCUUGAUUUUCGUCUGCGGUCUCAAGGCAUCGCGCUAUGCGGACGUUCGAGCAAGGCUUCUUUCCCGCAUCGAAGGCGAGACGGCAGAAUCACCGUCGGACACUACGAUGAUCGAACAUCCAUCAAGUUCGAAAAAUUCGGUCCACAGCAUUUCGGAGAAGAAACCCGGAAAUCAGCAGCGUCUGCCGAAAACGGAAAACAAGUCCAUCCCUCGUACUCCCUGCUGGCAGUGUGGUCAGAUGCACUACGUUCGAGACUGUCCAUUCUCGGAUCAUGUAUGCAGGGUAUGCAACCGCACCGGUCACAAAGAAGGCUACUGUGGCUGUAUUCAGAAGUCUUCGAGCGGUUCUUCAACUCAACCACGUGAGAAGAAGCAGUUUCAUAAGAAGAAGAAGGCUAGUUCCAGAUCUCAAGCCAAAGGAAUUUUCGUGAACCACAUCGCAAACAAUACCCGGAAACGCAAAUUCGUGGGUAUCAUCAUCAACGGCAUCGCUAUUUCGCUACAACUGGACUCCGCCAGCGAUAUCACGGUUAUUUCCGAAACAACAUGGCAACAACUGGGACAACCGAAGCUGACUCCAUCACUGAUCGAAGCAUCCAACGCAUCCGGAGGACCACUUGUCCUCAUUGGCGAAUUCAAUUGUGACGUCACCCUCAACGGCAUGGUCAAGCGUGGCCAGUGUUUUGUAACGUCAUCGCCGGAUCUCAACGUACUGGGAAUUGAUUGGAUCGACAUGUUUAAUCUGUGGUCGAUUCCUUUUGAUACACUCUGCAGUCAAGUUGCAGCAGUAUCCAGGCUAUCCUUUGAUGAAAUUACAGCACAACUCCAAGCCGACCAUCAGGCAGUUUUCAACAACUCGCUAGGGCACUGCAAGAAAACUAAGGUAAAGUUAUUCCUCAAACCUAACGCUAAACCUGUUUUCUGUUCAAAGCGACCGGUCCCGUUCAACACGAUUUCCCUGGUGGAUGCAGAAUUGACACGUCUGCAAUCGCAAGGAAUCAUCACGCCAAUCGAUUUUUCGGAGUGGGCUGCUCCAAUCGUUGCAGUACGCAAGCCGAACGGUAAAGUUCGCAUCUGUGCAGACUAUUCUACCGGACUCAACGAAGUGUUGGAGGCCAACCACUAUCCUCUACCCACCCCGGAGGAGAUUUUCGCACAGCUCAAUGGAAGUGCCGUAUUCAGCAUUAUCGACCUCUCCGACGCAUACCUUCAGGUGGAGGUAGACGAAGAAUCGAAAAAGCUUCUCACCAUAACCACGCACCGAGGCUUAUUCCAGUUCAACCGCCUCGCUCCGGGAGUGAAAUCAGCGCCUGGAGCAUUUCAACGGUUGGUUGACACCAUGAUUGCUGACAUUCCUGGUGUUCGAUCGUUUCUUGACGAUGUCAUCAUUUUCGGACCAACCUGGGAAGCACACAAGGCAUCACUGAAUAAGCUAUUGCAACGCCUAGAGGAAUAUGGGUUACACGUCAAGCUGGAAAAAUGUCGUUUUUUUCAAACCGAAAUCGGCUAUUUGGGACACAUCGUCGAUCGGAACGGCAUCCGUCCAGAUCCUGAGAAGCUCCAAGCCAUUGCAUCUAUACCAGCACCCACUAAUGUUUCCGAGCUGCGAUCGUACCUGGGAGCCAUUAAUUUCUAUGGCAGAUUCGUUCGCAACAUGCACGAGCUUCGACAUCCUUUGGAUAAAUUAUUGAAGAAAGAUACAAAGUGGAAAUGGGAUUCCGAUUGUCAGAAAUCUUUUUUGCGGUUCAAGCAAGUCCUGCAAUCUGAUAUGUUGUUGACACACUACGAUCCAAAACUACCAAUCAUCGUAGCUGCAGACGCUUCCAGCACUGGUAUCGGUGCAGUUAUAUUUCACGAAUUUCCAAACGGUUAUCUGAAAGCAAUCCAGCAUGCAUCAAAAUCGCUCACCCCAGUGGAGCAAGGUUACGGACAGCCAGAAAAGGAAGCACUUGCGCUUAUCUAUGGCGUGACAAAAUUCCACAAGUAUUUGUUGGGUCGUCGAUUCACUCUUCUUACGGACCAUAAACCACUGGUAUCAAUUUUUGGUUCGAAGAAAGGUAUUCCAUUGCAUACAGCAAAUCGUCUUCAACGGUGGGCGCUGAUACUUCUCAACUAUGAUUUCGAUAUCCGUUACGUAUCAACCAACGAGUUCGGGUGCGCCGACAUUGCUUGGAACGAUCGAUCAGUCUGGACAGCUCCAGACUGA
Toxorhynchites rutilus septentrionalis is the source of this 2706-nucleotide messenger RNA. RefSeq lists its product as uncharacterized. The record is from RefSeq and is a predicted model, not a curated record. The transcript is spliced from 2 exons. The coding region runs from base 1 to 2706 and encodes 901 amino acids. Lineage: Eukaryota; Metazoa; Arthropoda; Insecta; Diptera; Culicidae.